Sphenostylis stenocarpa is the source of this 1560-nucleotide messenger RNA. Lineage: Eukaryota; Viridiplantae; Streptophyta; Magnoliopsida; Fabales; Fabaceae. The record is from the annotation of a GenBank genome assembly.
AUGCAAGAGUUUGGUGUCAUCCAAUAUAUAUAUUGGCAGCUGCUAAUGGCAUCUGAUCUAAGUUCGGGGUUGUCCAAGGAAACGUCUGUUUUUGGGUUGAAAGCAUGGGAAUUAAUGGGGAUACUAGUUGGGUUGUUCAUUAUAAUCAUUCUUGUGGUGGUAUCGAUAUGUCUUACUUCUCGAAAGAAAUCUAGAAGAGUCAAUGGCAUGCUUCCCCUUAGCCAUAUGUUAUCUGUCUCAGAUGAGAUCAAGGAAAUUAGAGUCGAUCACGUUUCAUCCAAUAAUCAUCCUCAGAAUGGAGCUUUUAUGAGUCUGUAUGACAGGUUUAGCGACAGGGACUCUGAAAAGGUUUUGAUCCAACCAAAGAAUGGGGAAAAUAGCAGUCAAUCGGGCUCAUUUGUUCAUCUUAAGAAAGAUGAUGGUGGCUCUCAAUCUGGUGAAGAAAGUGGUGCCAAGUCUGUUUCUACUUACAGGUCUUCUUCGCAUCCCAUAACUGCACCGUCUCCCUUGUCUGGUCUGCCUGAAUUCUCUCACCUUGGAUGGGGACACUGGUUCACAUUAAGGGACCUAGAACUUGCAACAAACAGGUUUUCGAAAGACAAUGUUAUUGGUGAAGGUGGAUAUGGAGUUGUUUAUCAAGGCCAGUUAAUCAAUGGGAGUCCCGUGGCUGUUAAGAAGCUACUCAAUAAUCUAGGACAAGCUGAAAAGGAAUUUAGAGUGGAAGUUGAGGCUAUUGGCCAUGUGCGACACAAGAAUUUGGUUAGACUUUUGGGCUAUUGCAUUGAAGGGACUCACAGGUUGUUGGUUUAUGAGUAUGUUAACAAUGGCAAUUUAGAGCAAUGGCUUCAUGGAGCCAUGCGGCAGUAUGGUUUUCUUACUUGGGAUGCUCGGAUUAAAAUUCUUCUUGGAACAGCUAAAGCACUAUCUUACUUGCACGAGGCAAUUGAGCCAAAAGUUGUACAUCGAGAUAUUAAAUCAAGCAAUAUUCUAAUUGAUGAUGACUUCAAUGCCAAAAUAUCUGACUUUGGGCUGGCAAAGUUACUCGGUGCUGGAAAAAGUCAUAUCACAACUCGAGUAAUGGGGACUUUUGGAUAUGUGGCUCCAGAAUAUGCCAAUUCUGGCUUACUAAAUGAGAAGAGCGAUGUUUAUAGCUUUGGGGUAUUGCUCCUGGAAGCAAUCACCGGAAGGGACCCUGUGGAUUAUAGCCGACCAGCUGCUGAGGUUAAUUUGGUUGACUGGCUCAAGAUGAUGGUUGGGAAUAGGCGCGCAGAAGAGGUGGUAGACCCUAACAUUGAGACCAGGCCAUCAACAAGUUCCCUUAAACGUGCCCUUUUGACUGCUUUGAGGUGUGUUGAUCCAGAUUCUGAGAAAAGACCAAAGAUGAGUCAAGUUGUCCGCAUGCUUGAAUCAGAGGAAUAUCCCAUACCCCGAGAGGAUCGAAGACGCCGGAAGAGUCAAGCAGGAAAUAUGGAGGUGGAGGCCCAGAAGGAGGUUUCUGAUACAGAGAAGAGUGACAAUCCAGAUUCAACUUCCAAUGGCAGAAGGAACCAAAAGAAGUAG